AUGGCUGGCUACGCGCGUCGCCCCGGCGUCACCCCGCUGUCCCGGGCCCGGGGCCUCGUCAUUCCGGACGCUCCCGCGUUCUAUGAGCGCCGGUCUUGUCUCCCCCAGCUAGACUGCGAGCGCCCCCAAGCCAGGGACCUGGAGUCCCACUUCGGCAUUCGGCCGACGUUUAUGUGCUGUGUGCCCAGUCCGGUGCUAGCUUCCGUGGGACACACAGAUUUUGGCUAUGGAAAGGGGAAAGGCACUACGCACGGUCCAUCAGGAGCCCAGAACACACACUUUGGAGGUGAGAAACCUGGAGAUCUUGAAGAGGCAAAUCCAUUUUCCUUUAAAGAGUUUCUGAAAAGCAAGAACCUUGGCCUGUCGAAAGAGAACACUGACAGCAGAAUUUAUUCAAAGGAAGCCACGAGGCACUCGCUGGGACUCGGCCGCAGCUCCCCCACCUCCCAGGCCGUGGGGUGCGGCCUGGAGUAUCAGCAGCCGUUUUUCGAAGACCUGACGGGGCCUGGCGACCUCCUGGACGAGGACGAGGACGAAGGGUGGGACGGGGCCUACCUGCCGUCUGCCGUGGAGCAGACCCACUCCUCCAGGGUCGCCACCAGCACGUCGCCCUGCAGCACCUAUGUCUCCUUUUUUUCCAACCCGUCGGAGCUGGCGGGGCCCGAGUCUCUGCCUCCGUGCACGCUGAGCGACCCCGACUCCCGCGUCUCCCCAGCCGGGAGCCCCAGCACGGACUUCACAGUCCACGGAGAGUCUCUGGGGGACAGGCACCUUCGGACGCUGCAGAUAAGUUACGAAGCACUGAAAGAUGAAAAUUCUAAGCUCAGAAGAAAGCUAACUGAGGUUCAGAACUUCUCUGAAACUCAAACAGAAAUGGUGAGGACGCUUGAGCGGAAGUUCGAAGCGAAAGUGAUCCAGGAGAGUGGCUGCCGCGACCUGGGGCCGGCGGCACAGCAGGUGGAGCAGAGUCUGGAGCGCGUGGCUAAACGGGCAGUGAAGGCAGAAAAUCACAUCCUAAAACUGAAACAGGAAAUCAGCUUGCUCCAGGCGCAGGUCUCUAACCUCAAGCGCGAGAACGAAGCCCUGCGGUCAGGCCAGGGUGCCAGCCUGAGAGCCGUGAGGCAGAACACCGACGUGGCCCUGCAGAACCUCCGCGUUGUCAUGAACAACACACAUGCCUCCAUCAAGCAGCUGGUUUCUGGAGCUGAAACAUUGAAUCUUGUUGCUGAAAUCCUUAAAUCUAUAGACAGAAUUUCUGAAAUUAAAGAUCAGGGGGAGGAGUCUUGA
This is a messenger RNA of Lipotes vexillifer (Yangtze River dolphin), 1287 nucleotides long. It is a transcript of the gene ENTR1, whose product is annotated as endosome associated trafficking regulator 1. Lineage: Eukaryota; Metazoa; Chordata; Mammalia; Artiodactyla; Lipotidae. Gene Ontology annotation, biological process: positive regulation of cilium assembly; positive regulation of protein localization to cilium; regulation of cytokinesis. The transcript is spliced from 10 exons. The coding region runs from base 1 to 1287 and encodes 428 amino acids. Gene Ontology annotation, cellular component: centrosome; ciliary basal body; early endosome. The record is from RefSeq and is a predicted model, not a curated record.